CCUAUAUACAACAAAACAAAAAAGCCAAAACGGAGAAAAAAUGAGAAAGAAAUGGAGAUGGACUUGUGGUCCUCUUCUCUCUCUUUUCAAGUAUCUUCCUCUCUGUUCCGUUUUCCCUUGCUUGCUUAUUACUUUUCUCUCCUUGUACUACCACUUCGUUUUUUUAUUUUAUUAUAAUUUCUCUGGCUGGGUUUCCGUUUCUCCUGCCCAUCACUGCACGGUUUUAAUUCCUUCGCUUCUUGCUACGAAUUAUGGAUGCAAAAGGGAAGAACAAGGUGGGAAAAGUAGUAAAAAUAGAAGCUGGGGAGUCUGAUGAGGAGGGAUAUUGCGAGCAGUACAAUAUGGCAGAAGAUUAUCAUAGUAGUAGCUGCAGGAAAAAGCGAGGAGUUGUGGUAAAGAAAGCCACUUCAAGUGGUGCUGGAGCUGGAGGUGGGAGUGGGAGGAAUUGUCAAGUGGAAAAGUGUACGGCUGAUCUGAGCGAUGCUAAGCAGUAUCACAGGAGGCAUAAAGUGUGUGAAGUUCAUGCAAAGGCUCAGGUUGUGGUUGUAGCUGGGAUCAGACAGAGGUUUUGUCAACAAUGUAGCAGAUUCCAUGAGCUAUCAGAGUUUGAUGAAAGCAAAAGGAGUUGUCGCAGGCGCUUGGCAGGACACAAUGAACGGCGCAGGAAGAAUGUGGCUGAAUCAAAUGGGGAAGGCUCAAGCCGCAAAGGGAUAGGCACUCAGUUAAAAGAUAUGGUCAGUGGGCAGGUUGAUGACGAGGGAAGAAUCAAAAUAGCUAUUUAAGAGAAUGCCAGUUACAAACGUUUCCAAGUCAGAUAACUGUUUGCUCUUGAGGAUGCUCUCUCUCUUCUGUCACCCAAGGGAUGCAAUAACAGGGAUAGUGCUUUUAAACAUUGUGUAUGUAUGGAAGAUUCUUAGUAUUUAUGCUGUAUACAAGCCAUUGGAAUCGGAACAUUCAUUUCAUGGUGUUAGGAUUUCUAGCUUAUCACAGCCUUAGGUAUAUAGACUAUCAUGUGGGUUCGCCAUUUAACUCAUAUGUGCCACUUAUUAUAAUUGCUUGUAAUUCCCUGACCCUUACUGAGUAAAUUGGUCACUGUAUUAUCUAA
Messenger RNA from Mangifera indica (mango), 1105 nucleotides. RefSeq names its product squamosa promoter-binding protein 1-like. Gene Ontology annotation, molecular function: DNA binding; DNA-binding transcription factor activity. Gene Ontology annotation, biological process: flower development. Gene Ontology annotation, cellular component: nucleus. The record is from RefSeq and is a predicted model, not a curated record. Lineage: Eukaryota; Viridiplantae; Streptophyta; Magnoliopsida; Sapindales; Anacardiaceae. The transcript is spliced from 2 exons. Bases 252 to 782 code for a protein of 176 amino acids.